This is a messenger RNA of Catharus ustulatus (Swainson's thrush), 2258 nucleotides long. It is a transcript of the gene CZH9orf40, whose product is annotated as chromosome Z C9orf40 homolog. The coding region runs from base 1 to 678 and encodes 225 amino acids. The transcript has 2 exons. NCBI's taxonomy places the organism in Eukaryota, Metazoa, Chordata, Aves, Passeriformes, Turdidae. The record is from RefSeq and is a predicted model, not a curated record.
AUGUCUCGCGUGCUUGGCUCCAUCCUUCGCGGCGGGCUGAGGGUUUGGCUGUGGGGGCGCUUCCCGCCCGCUCCUCCCGUCAGGCAGUGCGGCGGCCAGCCCCGCCCCUCCGCGUCGGCCGCGCCGCUCAUGCGUGCUUCAGUGCACGCCUGUGCGCAGGCUGGCCGUGCACACGGGGCCAGCGGAGCCGCCGGUGCGCGGCCCCUCAUGGCCAAGCGGCACGCGGAGCCGCUGAUGUGUCACGUGCUCGUGAAGCGGCCGCUGCGCGAGCCGGCGCUGCCCCGCGCAGGCGAGCGGCGGCCCCGGGCAGAGCCGGGCUGCGCGGGCCCGGCCGCGCCCAAGCGCCCGUUGGAGGAGGCGGAGGCGCCGCCGGGAAAGCGGCUCGGGCCCGGCGCCUCCCGUGCGCAGCCGGGGGACGCGGGCGGCGGGCGGCUGCGGCGCAGCGGAACCGCGGUGCCUCAGGAUGCGCCGGCGGCGGAGGGACGCGCGGGCCGCCGGGGUAAAGAGACGGGCGCCGAAGAAGAAGAGGAAUUCUGUCAGUACAACUCAUUCCUGUACUGGAGAGCACCACUGCCUGCUAUUGAUUUGUCUGAUAUUCAGAACCUAGAUGAAGAGACUCCAUCGGGCACUAAAACUGCUGCAAAGACUGAUACCACAGAGACCGAAAUGGAAACCUGAUCAGUUGUUUCAUAGCUGUGCAUCUGUUCCCAGGGAACUUGGUCCCAUUGAGAUUCAGGUUUUGUUCCCUGGAUGAAUGAUAAGUAUGCUUAUGCCGUCUUGGAGAAACUGUUGUGGCAGUCUUUAAAAGCAAGUCUGAGUUGCCUUAGUGGAUGGGAUAAAUGAUAUUUGGUACUUAACAGUAAACUGUUUGGAGGUUUGCAGUAAGGAGGAGCCAACAGUGUCUAACAAGAAUACUUGAAAACAUAGAGGCAGACUAAAGGAAUACAGAAAAUUAGAACUUUGGGAAGCAAUUGAAGGAAAUGGGGAUAUGUUUCAUAUCAAUAGGAAAUGCAAAAUCAUUUUGUCCUUAACAAAAAAAAGUGUGCUACCUGAAAGUGAAACAUGUAGCAUGAAUUUAUCAUAAAGCACACAAACUAGUGAUUUCCAGUGUGGUUUUUUUUCUGUAUAAUAGCUAAACCAAAAAAUAAAAGUCCAUCAAAACUGGACAAAAUGUUCCCUUUUCUAUGCAAACCAAAAAUGAAGUGUGGCAGAGAAGGGGAAGGAAAGGGGGGGUUACUUUCUGCUGAAAGCUACUGCUGUUCUGAAAGGUUUCAUAUUCUCAUUGUGAAAAAGCUUUUUCACCUUCUCUUUUUCACACAGCAGUGGACACCCAGUUUUAAAUGUUUUUGGUUCAUUCUGAAGUUAUAGCUGUUCUUAGUCUUUGUGACGUUACUCAGUUGUUAGCAUUUUAAUGACACGUUUGGGCAAACGUGUCAAAAAAAGUUAGUGCAAUAUAAAAGGACCACACACUCUUUCAAACUUUACUGAAUGAGGUGUAGUUUUUGCAGACUGUGAAUCUUGCAGAAAGUUUUUGCAGAAGUUCAAGUAGUGGUUUUUUUCUGUGAAAUAUGAACUUAAUGUUUGUGAUUUGCAAUUUAUUUACAAAUUGAAAUACAGUUAGAAAGUCAUGUUUUUGAUAAUAGACUGAAGUUGUAUGGGAAGACUUAGAUUUUGCAAAUAUGGUCUGUAUUUUUUCUGUAAUCAUUAUGCAAAAAGGCAACUUUUGAAUUUUAUUUUUUUCUAAUAAUGUGCUUGCAAAGGACAAUAAAGUUAUGCCUUGUGUAUGUGAAAUCUUUGGCGCUGUUACUAUGUGAAGUUCUUGACUUUAUUUCCUAAGAUUGCGACUUUGUUGAUUUGCUAGGUCUUUUUGCUUAAAAUAGCAAGCUUUUCAGCAUUCUUGGUAAACACUUGGAAACUUUCUGGUAUUUGUGCUGUGUAGAUAUCUAUUUGUUGCUUAUUAAUUUAGCUUGUUAAGAUCUCUGAAUACCUUCUGUAGAAAGGAGGUGACUUAGUUACUUAGGCAGUUCAGGGUGCCUCUUUAUAUAUCCUUCUACCUUUUGUCAGAUUAGCUGGAUAUGUAUUGGGACUAUAUGUAUUUUUCUCAGACAGUUUUAACCAUUUAUGUAAGUACAAAUACACCAACUUGUCUUAGGAGGUUAUUUGAUUUUUUUUAAAAAACUUUUUCUGGCAAGAAGACUAUAAAACUGCUAUUUCGUGUUUACUAUAACCAAAAUAAAUGAGUGUAAAAAAUAGAUCAA